Molecule: messenger RNA, 1742 nt
Organism: Argentina anserina (silverweed cinquefoil)
Lineage: Eukaryota; Viridiplantae; Streptophyta; Magnoliopsida; Rosales; Rosaceae
Product: protein phosphatase 2C 37-like
Exons: 3
Coding region: 157-1437 (426 amino acids)
Biological process (GO): peptidyl-threonine dephosphorylation
Cellular component (GO): nucleus
Molecular function (GO): protein serine/threonine phosphatase activity; cation binding
Source: RefSeq, a predicted model, not a curated record
CCUUGAGCUCGUUUUGGAGAUCCCAAAAACUAUUUCUCCUCUCAUUCUCUUUGCUCUUGUUCCUGGAAUCGUCUGUUCUCUCUGAUAACCAAUACUAACGAUUAUUUGGUGUGUAUUGAGUUUUUGUUUCGUUCUUUGGAUUGUUUGAUAAAUCAAAUGGCUGGAAUUUGCUGCGGAAUUGAAAGCGAGACUACUUCAGCGCCAAUUGAGCCCAGUUCCCGGACGUCGAGACGCCGGAGGUUGGAAAUUUUGCCAACUAUUAAGUGUAUCGCCGCCGACCACAUGGCGGUGCAGCAGACGGCGGACAGCGGCCGGAAGCGGCAGAAGCUCGAUCUGCAGCGUUCGAUGUCACUGGAAGGCGCAGCGGCGAUAGUGGAAGACAGACGUGAGGAAGCGGCUGCAAAGGCCGUCCCGACUGUACGGUUGGUUAAUGAUGAGGUUGUUAAUACUACUCGUGGCGAGUCGAAAGGUUUGCAUGCGGGUAACGAAGUGGUGGUUGUUCCUCCGCCGGUGGUGCAGGAAGCUCCUCGGUAUGGCUCUACUUCGGUUUGCGGAAGGAGAAGAGAUAUGGAAGACGCUGUUUCGAUUCACCCUACGCUUUGUAAAGCCCAGGGCUCCGACUCGGGUGGUUGCCAUUUCUAUGGUGUUUACGACGGCCAUGGUUGCUCUCAUGUUGCCUUGAAGUGUAAGGACAGAUUACAUGAGAUCGUAAAACAACACCUGGAAAGCCAAAGCGUCCUUCAAUGGAAGGACACGAUGGAGCGAAGCUUCUCGAAGAUGGACGAAGAGGUCCAUGCCGGGAAUCAAGCCGUGCUGAGUCCCAAAUGCAGAUGCGAGCUUCAAACUCCCCAGUGUGACGCCGUCGGUUCCACCGCCGUCGUGGCCGUGGUAACUCCAGAGAAGAUCAUCGUCUCCAAUUGCGGCGACUCCCGCGCCGUUCUUUGCCGCAGCGGCGCCGCCGUGCCCCUCUCCUCAGAUCAUAAGCCUGAUCGACCGGACGAGUUGCUUCGGAUUGAAGCCGCCGGAGGGCGCGUGAUCUACUGGGACGGUCCUCGAGUCCUCGGCGUUCUCGCCAUGUCGCGAGCCAUCGGCGACAACUAUCUCAAGCCCUACGUAAUACCGGCGCCGGAGGUGACUAUCACGGAACGGACGGCGGAGGACGAGUGUUUGAUUCUGGCCAGCGACGGCCUGUGGGACGUGGUGUCAAACGACACUGCUUGCGGCGUCGUACGCAUGUGCAUGCGCGCUGCUGCUGCCCAAAAGGCCGGGGGAGCUUCAGGCGGUGUCGUGCCCGAGGGGGAGUCCUCGACCGGAGAAAAUUCCGAUAAGGCGUGCGCGGACGCUUCCAUUUUGCUGACGAAGUUGGCCUUGGCGAGGCAGAGCUCGGAUAACGUCAGCGUGGUGGUGGUGGAUUUGAGGAGGCGUGAGAGAUUGUGAGAAAUCAUCAUGCAGCGGCGUUUUAAUGUCAUACUAAUACUAAUCUUAGCCGCAGCGGGGAUGUUUCACCAAAAUUUGUAGCACUUCAUUUGUUGAUUGAUAGUGAUGAAGCUGCUUUGAUUUUUCUCUUAAUAACAAGGUUUUAAGAGAGAAACUGGAAUCGAAAAUCUCCCCUUGCUUGUGGUGUAAUUUAGGUUUUCCUUAUUACUAAGGGUUCAUUUUCUCUUUGUUGUUUCCAACCUUCACAGGUCUGCAGAAGGUUGCAGGGUUGUGAUAUACAAUCAUAAUAGAGUGAAUAUUAAUGU